AUUUUUUGUUGGCAUACGUCAUACAUAGUGUUAAAGAAGAGUAUACAAUAUACAUGAGUUACGGAAAUUUGAGGAGGGACUUUUAGCACGAGAGGUUUUAGUACCACAUUAAUAGUCCCAAAAAUUUUUGGGUCGGUAGGCCUAGUUCUGAAACGAUGGCGACGGAAGGUGAGGAAUGUGAACUCCAACAACUGGUUCCGUCGGAUGAUGACUCCAGAAUGAUGAGCAAGUCUGGUGAAGUGACACCACCAGUAACUGCUGGUGUGAGUAAAGUGACUCAAACCUCUCCCACUUCCCCUGACAGUAACAAGGUGUCAUCAAGUGCAGGAAGUGUGCGAGGAGCUCAGAGCCAAGGGUCAGGGGGCUCACGCAAUCCGAAUAGAAUGUCAGCAGCUCCUAUUUUGGGAACAUCAGCAAUUACAUCACCUGCAGGAUCUGUUACUGGAAGUCAGCAUACAAAAUUUCUUUAUGUGAAUGAGAGAUUGCCUUGCGCAUCUUCACUCAUGCUGGACAAUUCACCCUCUUCACGUGAACCAAGGCUGAAUCCAGUAGCAGCACGACUACACAAAACCAAGAAAGGUACAAAGUUUAGACAGCAGCAGUCUGGCAUAGACAUGGGUGCAGGUCGGCGCUCGUGUCAACACCACUCUUUUCUCUCAGAUGUAACAGAUGUUCGACGUAUGGAGGCAGCUCUACUACACCUUCUUGAAGACUUCCAUUCUGGCAAACUGCGGGCUUUUGGUAAAGACUGCAGUAUGGAACAGAUGACAGGGAUCCGCGAGCAACAAGAGCGAUUGGCAAGGCUGCACUUUGACUUAGGAGCGCAACAGGAACUGUAUGAUCCUCUCAGUGAUGAAGGUUUACAUGCUGGCCAGGAGAACAUGCAUCGCCUUAUGGAGAGUCUAGAGCAGCUCAGUGUAUCUAUUGAGAGAUUACAUUCCUUCUCCAGUGACAGCCGAGAUAGCAGUUUAUUACAAGAUUAACAUCACCUGUACUCUAGAAUAAGAAAUUGUGCUGAGGCUUUCUGUGGUGCUGUGGAGGAGUGAUAACUGUGAUCUUUUCCAUGAAAAAAAUUGUUAUAAUAAGGAAUAUAUGAACUGUUCAAAUUCUGAACUAUUUGUGAAUGCCUGAGCUCACAUUUAAAUAUGUCACUACAGAUAAAUUUGGUUCAUACUGGAUGAUAUGACUAGUACUUGUCUUGGACCCCCCAAUUUGUACUUCAGAUAUGAGAUGUUCAUGUGUUUAGUAUUGUGAUACAAUCCUUUCAGUGUUAUAAUCUAAUGGAACAGGCCUCAACACUGCAUUAUUGUCUGAAUAAAAUGACCACUUGUAAUUAUUUUGUAUACUAGAUACCUAUAAAGAAGGGAAAUAAAGAAAGCAAUGCCAAGAGCCUA
This is a messenger RNA of Zootermopsis nevadensis, 1394 nucleotides long. RefSeq names its product coiled-coil domain-containing protein 28A. The record is from RefSeq and is a predicted model, not a curated record. Lineage: Eukaryota; Metazoa; Arthropoda; Insecta; Blattodea; Termopsidae.